Messenger RNA from Paraphaeosphaeria sporulosa, 318 nucleotides. RefSeq lists its product as uncharacterized. Bases 1 to 318 code for a protein of 105 amino acids. The record is from RefSeq and is a predicted model, not a curated record. The transcript is spliced from 2 exons. NCBI's taxonomy places the organism in Eukaryota, Fungi, Ascomycota, Dothideomycetes, Pleosporales, Didymosphaeriaceae.
AUGUAUAAAGUCGAGAACUUCUUCACCUAUUCCUUCUCAUCAUCAACCCGUACCUUCAAACUUUCACCUCCCGACUACAACUACACUCAGGGUCCAUCGAAUCAUCUCGAAACCUUCACCGCAAAAAUGCAGUUCAAGUUGGCAAUCGGCGCACUUCUUACCACCUUGAUGUGGACCGCUGCCGCCACAAAGGUGCAGUGCCAAGCAGGCCUGAGCGACACCAACAUUUGCGAGAAGACCUACUGCAAAUGCGAUGGGAACAAGAUCUUCUGCGAGUCCGGCACCACCUGCCUGCAGACAUGUAUCUGUGCUGCUUAG